AUGACAACGGACGCGUCCUUGUCAGGGCAACUUGAGGCAAUAUGCCUUCCCCCCUCUCAGCCUGAUCUCCCCAACCCUAGCCAGGGUGAGAGAACAGAGUCUGUCGCUAAUCCUGAUAGCGCCGCGGUGGCCAUCCAAACAUUGGGUGGCAGAAAUAGUGCAACUCCUGGCGGGCGACCCAUGGCCCCUUCCCCUGCGCAGGGAUCUCCUCUCCCAAGCGGGCGGGGAGAUUUACCAUCUGCACCCGGACCGUGUAGCGCUCUGGGCUUGGCCCGUGAGAGGUGGAACUUGAAUGCGGCAGGCCUGCCUGCACAGGUUGUUGACACCAUUCAGAAUGCAAGGGCCCUUUCCACUCGCCGGCUCUACAGUGGCAAGUGGCGGGUUUUUGAGGACUGGUGCGACUCGAGGCACGCCAUUCCAUAUCAGUGUUCCGUGGUGGACCUACUGUGUUUCCUACAGGGAUUAUUGGAAAAGGGUAAGGCCUUUUCCACGAUUAAAGUGUACUUGGCAGCCAUCUCAGCUUGUCAUGUUGGCUUUGGGGAUAAGCCUGCAGGGCAGCAUCCCUUGGUUUGUCGCUUCAUGAAGGGGGCGCGUCGCAAGCUCCCAGUUUCCAGGCCCCUGGUCCCUUUGUGGGAUUUAUCGGUGGUGCUGGAUGCCCUGUCUCAUCACCCUUUUGAGCCGUUGGAGGCGGUGGGGAUGAAGUUUGUGUCGCUGAAGGUGGUGUUGCUCUUAGCUUUAACCACAGCUAAGCGUGUGAGUGAUUUACAGGCAUUGUCUAUCCGUCCUUCAUGCUUGCAGUUUGCUCCGGGGAUCUCCAAGGUCUGUCUGCGGCCCAAUCCGGCUUUUGUGCCUAAGGUGGUUGAGUCGACCUAUAGGUGUCUCACGGUGGAACUGUCGGCGUUUCACCCGCCUCCGUUCUCCUCUGCGGAGGAGCAGAGACUCAAUACAUUAUGCCCGGUACGGGCCCUACAUGUAUAUGUGAGUCGGUCAGCUGCUUUUCGGAAAGGGGAUCAGCUGUUCGUGUCUUGGGCCACUCCCCAUAGAGGCAAGCCUUUGUCCCGCCAGAGGCUAUCCCACUGGAUUGUGGAGGCUAUAUCUCUUGCUUAUGAAAGUAAGGGCUUGCAGCCCCCCCAUGGCUUGAGGGCCCACUCCACAAGGGGUAUGGCUACUUCAUGGGCCUUAUUCAGGGGAGUGUCGGUGCAUGACAUUUGUGCUGCGGCGAGCUGGGCUACGCCUCACACCUUUGUUAGGUUUUAUAGGCUGGAUGUCUCAGGGCCUUCUGUUUCUCAAGCCGUGCUGGAGACGAUCUCACCAGACUCAAAGUGAUGUUUGCUGCCUGGCUGAAUUUGCAUAGCUUCGGGAGACAUAUGCAAUACGGGAGUGGUCUAUAUCUCCCAUAGUGAAACACCGAGCGAAGUUAGAAAAAGAACUUUGGGUUACUUAACGUAAUCCCUGGUUCUUUGAUAACAGAGUGAGGUGUUUCACCAACACGUCCCUCCUUGCAUUUACACGGAAAGAAACCGGUAUAGAAUGAUUUGAGGAGGGCGGGUCGACUGUAUAAGUGCAGGGGGCGGGACCCUGUGGCACAGUCCGACCUGUCUGUCAAGGACAGACGUGGUGCAAUUGGAGCUUCCAGUAGUAGGUCACGCCUAGGCGAUUCCCAUAGUGAAA
Messenger RNA from Gadus chalcogrammus (walleye pollock), 1671 nucleotides. RefSeq lists its product as uncharacterized. Gene Ontology annotation, biological process: DNA integration; DNA recombination. Gene Ontology annotation, molecular function: DNA binding. The transcript is spliced from 2 exons. Lineage: Eukaryota; Metazoa; Chordata; Actinopteri; Gadiformes; Gadidae. The record is from RefSeq and is a predicted model, not a curated record. Bases 1 to 1326 code for a protein of 441 amino acids.